UACCCAUGAUGCACCCAUGUUUAUUUUCUACGAUUCUCAUUUCUCUCGCGGGCUUUGUUUUGAUAUGGCGGCAGGCUUCGAAACUUUUGUCAGUCAUGUAUUCAUAGGGCUCGUUUUCCCCUCGUUUACACCUCAUUUCACCGAUGUUGCAGCCAGCCCUGCAUGAGACAGUGCGGUCAUCAUGUCAUCUCCAGCCGGGCUUCAGCACUCUCAGGCAGACUUCUUGGCCAGGUGGAUGCCAAGUAGCACUAGAGCCGGGGUGAUCCUUAACCCCUGCCUGGACUUCGCUGGCUCCAUGUGCCACAUCUCUUCCCUGGGAUCCCCUACUCCCCUGGAGCCAGACGACUCGUUUGCCUCCGACUUUGCUCCUCUGCCAGUCUCUGCAGACAGCAGCUGCAUAGGUGUGUUUGCCGGGGCACCAGGAGGAGAGAAAGCUGGGGCUGACAGGCCAUUGAAUGGUCUGUUGUCUAUUCCUCAGAGGGAUUCAAAUGGAGAAGUGGACAGUUUGGAUGAGAUGGCAAACACAACACAAGAUUUUCCCCUGAAGAUUAAGCUGGAACAGUUGAGAAAAUGGCAGCAGCACAUGCAGGAGCAGCUCAAAGCCCACCAGCUGGAGGAGUUGCUUCGAUUGCAAGAGGAGCAGCAGAGGCUGCUGGGAAUGAUGAAUGGAUCCCAGGACUGCACAGAAGAGAUACCGUACAGUCCCAAUUUACAGUGCCGUAAGGUCCCUCAGGGAUCUACCUGUGGCCUCAGACAAGAAGAAGAGCUGCCGUCAGCAGGGAGACAGGCUGAGCUAGAAAGAGGUCAAGAACAUGAGGAGGUGGACAGUGAAGAUGAAGGAUCAUGGCACUCCAGAGAGGAUGAUUGGGAACAGAGUGUGGAUUUAAGGCAGUCUCAUGACGACACAGUAAUACCCUGUAAUAGUGUGGGUUUGGAUAUAAACCACAGAGUAAAAGAAGAUAAAGCUUUCGUUGACAGACCUAUAAAGCCAGGGAUUGGAGGUCAGAAGAAAUUUGAGGAAUUGUUAGAAGAGCAGCUAAGGCUGGAGGAGCAGAGACUGAAAUCUGCCCGGCAACAGCAGGGCCAGGACGGGGCUGAAGCAGCACAAGCUCUACCUAAGAGAGCCUUUCUGAAGCGAGGUCAAGGUCUCUCAAGAUUCACAAACAAUCGCAAAGCCUUGGAAUCAAAAACUGAGUUGAAAAAGGACUUAAAACCAAAACCACAAACCAGGAUACUGUCCCGCAGCAACUCAGAACCUAUAGCUUUCUCAAAAAGUGGCUCUACUGGUGUCCAGCGACUUCCUGUCCAGCGUAAAACCACCACACUCAACAAGGAAAACCGGGUGAAAGGCGUCAGCUCACCACCUCAAGGUAUCAGAGCUGAGAGUAAAGCGGCACAGACAAAGGUUUUGGGAAGUCAUCAAAGACAGAACACAGAUCCACUCCAGUCUAAUCAAACUGACCCACAGGGUAGAGGAUUCAAACCACAUGCACUGGAAGUAAAAGAGCAAAGUAACAAGAGAGAUGGUCUUUCAUAUCAAACUCUAAAGAACACUGGUCACAACAUACAGCCAAACCCUGUAACUAAACAGGUGGGCUUGUUAAGAGGGAUGGAGAAGGCUGAAAAUGUUGCACCAAAAGAACAAAACUGGGGUUCAAAAGUGGAAUCAGCUGAAGGAGGAAGAGGAUCAGAGAGGGGAGAGGGAUGUGGAGUUCUUCAGCACUCGUUUGAGCAGUCAUUCCAAGAGAAGCUCCAGCGCUGGGAGUGUGACCGGCAGCUGGAGAGCAUGGAGCUGGGAGAGUUUGAGCUGCUGGAGCAGGCAGCUGAUGAGCUUUCUUUCUCAUCCAACUCCUCCUUUGUCCUCAAGGUUCUUCAGAUGGACCAGCUAAAAGCUGCCAGGGGCUUCCCUCCACGACGGCUCUCUUCCACGCCCAUAAAGUCCCCUCCUAAAGGAGCACCUCUGAGACGCUGCAGUGUUGGAAGCAGUGGUGGUGUGGUAGUGACAGGGAAUUCCUUGAACCCUGAAGUGUUUGUGGUGAAGAUGAGAGACGAUACUCUCAGGAAGAGGCCGAGCGUUGAGGAUAAGAGGGAGCUGGACACUGAAACAGAAAAAAAGGAUGAGAGCUCAGAUAUUUCAUCCUGUUGUGACUCUGAGUUUGAAGAAAUGACAGUCAAACCUUCAUUUCCCAGCGCCCUUUGCUUUCCCGCACAGUCUGAUCUGCCGUACGACAAGCAUUCAUACCAAGACGAGGACAGCUGCAGAGACUCGGCAUCAGAUGUGACACAGGUCGAUGAUGUUGAGAGUGACAGCAACGCAGACGAGUCCACUUUGUUAGAAGAGAAAAACGAGCAGCAUGGUCAAGUCCUGUUUGAUGACAAUGACACCUGGAAUGACCUGGAGGACACGGCAGUCUGCUCAGCCAAUAACAGCAGAGGAGUUAGUCCAGUUUCCAGGGUAACAGAGAACAGAGUGUCACCUCCAGAGCGGACUCUGCAGAGGAAGGUGGCCAUCAGUAAAGGUGUAGACAUGGAUAAAGGCACAGCUGUUGGGUCGGCCAAUCAGGAGACUCCUCCUGCCUCCCAGCUCAUGACGAGGUUAUUUCCCUCACUGAAGCUGAAGACCCAGAAUGCACCUCUCCCUCUGCCUCCUCUUUCUGCUGCUCCCUCUCCUGAGACCAAAAUAUCAGAGGAAACAAGUCAGCAGGUCCAAUCCAGACAGCUGAGAGAGAGACUGGUGGAGCUGGAGAUUGAGAUCGAGAGGUUUAAGAAGGAGAACGCUGCACUCACCAAACUCAGACAGGAGAACGAGAAAAACCAGGAAAAUCUCAGAAAAGAGCGUUUGGAGUUUGAGAAGUUGAGGACAGAUGAGCUUGCAAAGUUUGAGGAGUACAAGAAAGAGGAGAAUAGAAAACUCCAGAAGGAGAGAAAACUAUUAGAAAAACAUGCACAAGCUGCCAGAGCCAUACCUGACAAGAAAGAACGAGAGGAAAUCCAGGGGUUGAAGCAGCAGCUGAUCUCCCUCCAGGAGGAGCUGAAGGGGAGGGAGAGCCGCUGGGCCUCCACACACAGUCGAUUACGACAACAGAUCAACUCCCUGAACCAGGAGAACAGUUCUUUACGGGACGAGAUUCGUAUGUUGGAGAAGCUUCGCCUCAGCUCCUGGAAGACAUGCCCGGUCAACUCAGAGACGGAAAAGGGACCUAAAGACGGUCCAAAAAUGUUUGAGAACGUUUCGUCUGUGUCCAAAGGAGUGAAAUUUGCUAGUCCUCUUGACUCCAGAGGAAGCAGCAGCAGCCCUCCACAUAGCAGCUCAGCUCCAGUCACUGCAAAGACGUGCAAGGACAUCAGUCAGACUGCUGCAGGGAUGAAGAGCAGCUUGAGAAAAUCAUCAGUACCAGCCUCCUCUUCAUGCCCCUCCUCUUCCUCAUUACCGGGCAAAAGGAAAGAGGAGAGGUCAUCACUGGCCCCCUGCAAGAGCCAGGACAAACCUCCAAACAAAGAAAAGUCACAGAACUGCUCCCAGAACCCAAACUCUCUGCCUAAAGAACCAGAUGUCAGUGAGGUAAAAGAGCCAGAAACAGCUCAAGAGGUGAUCACACAUCCUGAUGGGAAGAUUGAGAAAGUUCUGCCUAGCGGUGAUCGUCUUAUCUCCUUUCCAAACGGGACAAAGAAAGAGGUUUCAGCAGACGGGAAGACAGUCAAAGUUACUUUCUUUAACGGAGACACAAAACAGAUCACAGCUGAUCAGAGAGUGAUCUACUACUAUGCUGAAGCACAGACCACGCACAUCACCUACCCAGAUGGUAUUGAGGUUCUACACUUUCAGAACAACCAGACAGAAAAGCAUUUCCCAGAUGGUCGUAAGGAAAUCACCUUCCCAGAUCAAACGAUUAAGAACCUUUUCCCCAAUGGUCGAGAGGAGAGUGUGCUGAUGGAUGGGACCAUCAUACAAGUCAAUCCUGACGGCACCAAGGAGAUCCACUUCAACACUGGUCAGAGGGAGAUCCACACGGCUGACUACAAGAGGAGAGAGUAUUCCGAUGGCACUGUGAAGACGGUCUACACUGAUGGCAGACAGGAAACCCGCUACCCGACUGGACGACUCCGGAUCAAAGACAAAGAUGGAAACAUCAUCGUGGACAACAGAGUGUAGAAACAACACAUUUAAAGGCACUCUUUGGGUAGAGACACUAAUUACAGGAGGACUUCAGUUCCCAAAGACUAACACUUGAACAUUUUGGUUUUACUUCACUUCUAAAUACUUGAAAGGGCUGCAAAAAUUAACAGGAACGUUACAGCUGAUAGUCAACAGACCAGAAGUGUAAAACAUUCAGAAGCGUUUACAACAUUUAAAAUGUUUUAUCAUUCAUUUAUGAAUUCAACAUUAUUUCAGAUCUAAAAGGACAAAUCAUUUCUUCAAUAGGAACUCCUCACUGCACCUUUAACGUUCCAGUACAGCCACCUUUAAAGGCAUCUAAGCUAGCAAUGAAAUAAGUCAUUUGUGUUUUCCUUUUCAGGAUAUUUGUAGUUUAUAAUCUACCAAUAGACUCCAUUCAGACCCAUUAAUCUGAAUAUUACAAAGAUUGUUUACAUUUUCAGAGAAGGCCUGUGAAGAAUGAGAUCCUGUUCAGAAUCAAACGUCUCAUCAGUAGCUGUGCUGUUUGAGUGUGGUGUUUUUAAGUUUGUUUACCAUUACUUGAAUUUGUAAAAAUGUUUAAAACUUAUUUAUUUUCUUAGC
Molecule: messenger RNA, 4738 nt
Organism: Cheilinus undulatus (humphead wrasse)
Lineage: Eukaryota; Metazoa; Chordata; Actinopteri; Labriformes; Labridae
Gene: cpap
Product: centromere protein J
Exons: 19
Coding region: 182-4153 (1323 amino acids)
Biological process (GO): cilium assembly; centriole elongation
Cellular component (GO): centrosome; centriole; nucleus
Molecular function (GO): tubulin binding
Source: RefSeq, a predicted model, not a curated record